Molecule: messenger RNA, 1058 nt
Organism: Eruca vesicaria subsp. sativa (arugula)
Lineage: Eukaryota; Viridiplantae; Streptophyta; Magnoliopsida; Brassicales; Brassicaceae
Source: the annotation of a GenBank genome assembly
CGCAAUUUAACCACUCUUCUUCGCGCCGCCACCUCUCCCUACUCUCACCGGCACAAUGACUACCACCACCGCUCAUCCUCCGCCGUUAUACCACUCAAAGAUCGACGCGAAGAACGUCAACAGAGCCUUAAAAUCUCUCCAAAAAUGGUGGGAAUCAAAAUCAAACCCCCAAAACUCAGAACCCCUCGAAAACAACAACAACAACGACAGUUACGUCUACCUAGUCGUAACCCUAAAGAAACCUCCCCAAAUCGAUCGAACCAAUCCACUAACAAUCCCUCUCCCUCACCCUCUCCUCAACCUCACAGAAUCUCCCCCAGACCUCUGCUUAAUCAUCGACGACAAACACAAGAACAAAAAAAUCACAAAGGAGACGGCCUUGAAAAAAAUCGAAUCCGAGAACAUUCCAAUCACCACAGUGAUCAAACUCUCGAAGCUAAAGACGGAGUUGAAGAAGGUGGAGGUGGAGGAAGGGAGGCGGCACGAGGUGUACUUCGCGGAGAGGAGGUUGUUACCGGUUUUGCCGAAGCUGUUAGGGAAGGAGUUUGUUAGGAAGAAGAAGAGUUUGGUUGAGAUUAACUUGAGGAGUGGGAACUGGAAGGAGCAGGUGGAGAGGGUUUGUGAAUCGGCUUUGGUUUUCGUUGGGACGGGGACUUGUAGCGUUGUGAAGGUUGCGAAGUUGUCUAUGGGAAGGAAGGAGGUUGCGGAGAAUGUUGUGGCGGUUAUGGAAGGGAUCGCUGGUUCGAUUCCUGGCAAGUGGAGGAAUGUUAAGUUGUUUCAUUUGAAGUUGCUUGAGAGCUUGGCUUUGCCUGUUUAUGAAUCUGUUUGAGUUAUGGAGAGAGUUUUUGAAUGUUGUUUUUGGUUAUUUUUUAGUGGAAGGUUCUCUUAUAUGCUGAUGCAGUGUUUAGAUUAUGCCUAGACUUUAUUUUACCAUAUGAUUUGAGUGAAGAAAAAAACACUUCCUUUCAAGUAAACGUAACAAUCAGAUAAAACAGAAUUAGAAUUCAUAUAUUGUUUCAUCCUAAGUUGCUUGGGAGCUUGGAUUUACCUGUUUAUCA